AUGAGGACUGUGGGAGAGUUGUGGUGGGAUGGGGUCAGGGGCCCCCUGAAGUUCAGAGGGCUCUUGGUGGGUGAGCCAGCCCCUCAUGGGUUCUUUGUGCCUCUCCAGCCCGGUAGCGUGGCAGGCAAGGCAGGUGCCAUGGCCUUGAUCGAAGGGGUAGGUGAUGAGGUGACCAUCCUUUUCUCGGUGCUUGCCUGCCUUCUGGUGCUGGCUCUCGCCUGGGUCUCAACGCACACUGCCGAGGGCGCCGAUCCACUGCCCCAGCCGUCAGGGACCCCAACACCAACGCAGCCCAGUGAAGCCAUGGCGGUCAUGGACAGCAUCAGAGGGGAGGCCCCAGGAGCUGAGACCCCCGGCCUGAGACAUCGAGGUCAGGCGGCACCACCAGAACCCGGCGUGGGGCUCGCAGCAACGCCGCCACCUCCGGACUCCCCCCAGGAGCCCCUCGUACUUCGGCUGAAAUUCCUCAACGAUUCUGAGCAGGUGGCCAGAGCCUGGCCCCACGACACCAUUGGCUCCUUGAAAAGGACCCAGUUUCCCGGCCGGGAACAGCACGUGCGACUCAUCUACCAAGGGCAGCUACUAGGAGACGACACCCAGACCCUGGGCAGCCUUCACCUCCCUCCCAACUGUGUCCUCCACUGCCACGUGUCCACACGGGUGGGUCCCCCCCUCCCGCCCUGCCCACCGGGGUCCGAGCCAGGCCCCUCAGGGCUGGAAGUAGGCAGCCUGCUGCUGCCCCUGCUCCUUCUGCUGCUGCUUCUGCUAUGGUACUGCCAGAUCCAGUACCGGCCCUUCUUUCCCCUGACCGCCACUCUGGGUCUGGCCGGCUUCACCCUGCUCCUCAGCCUCCUGGCCUUUGCCAUGUACCGCCCGUAGUGCCUCCACGGGCUCUUGGCCACGCCACCGGCCUCUCGGGACCUUGCUCGCCACGACAAGGUGGGAGCUGCUGUCUGCCCAGGCCCGCCUCUCCGACCUGCCUCUUCCCACUACCCUGGAGCCCAGCGCUGCGCGGCAGAGCACUCCGAGGGGCGGCGGAAGCCCCUCCCUGUGACCUUCAUGGCUCUGGGCCACCUCCCGGGGCAGCUGGCCCUCAGCGCCCCCUGACAGUGGGCUACCCCGAGUCAGACAGCUGCUGUCGUUGCCUUGGCCCUGGACAGAGCGGGGCCACGCCCCUGGGCCCUUAGGGCUCAGCCUGAGGACCUGGGCACCUCUUAGUCCCGGAUCGCUCCUUGGCUGGUUUGGGGGCCCGAGGACUGGGAAGGGCUGGAGAAGGGGAGUCGGGAUGGGUGGAGGGGGCUUUCUGGAAC
Molecule: messenger RNA, 1310 nt
Organism: Budorcas taxicolor (takin)
Lineage: Eukaryota; Metazoa; Chordata; Mammalia; Artiodactyla; Bovidae
Gene: TMUB1
Product: transmembrane and ubiquitin like domain containing 1
Exons: 2
Coding region: 1-879 (292 amino acids)
Molecular function (GO): protein binding
Source: RefSeq, a predicted model, not a curated record